AUGGAGCAAACAGCGUUUGUACACCCGACGCUAAUGACAACUACCUAUGCCCUCUGUAAGUUAAUUUCCUUACAAUGGCAUGUAUACAGCCUUGCACCACUGGACGAUGGGAGUGUAAGAAAGAAAAAGACUGAGAUCAAGAAAGGACCAAAAGGUAGUUGUGAGGCAAGAGAGACAGAAGAGACGGCUCUGACGGUCUUUUUUCAGCGUCUACAGCAGCGUAAUGUUGUGUGUGUCCUUCUAGACGCUCAAAAAUACACGACGUCGUCUGUAGUGCCGUCUACUAGCUCUGGAGAACUGUGGAUUUUUAUUGUCAAUGGGAUGCAGAAUGGAACAGCAUUUGAGCCACCUACAGGGGUCCGGGAGAUACAGACGGGAUCUUGGAUCAAGGAUACAAAGCCUCUUAAUACAGUAGCUCAAAAGCAUUUUUUUGCUGCGUUGACGUUGGUUCUUGGCCGAAUAUUGCUUGCUCAAGACGAGUUUGUGCUCACUGACGAUGGAUUUUACGAACCGAACGACGCCAGUUUUAUUUUCCGCUGUCCGUCACUGACGAGACUUAACCACGUAGAAGUAUAUCUAGAGGAAGAGUUUCCAAAACCAGCAUUUCAAUUGCAUUUUAGACUGUUUGAACCGAGCGAUUGGCUGACUGUUGCAGUGGAUAUAGUGACGAAGGAAGGAUUAAUGGCAUCGGAUAGUGUAAUUAGUGCGGAACUGGGAGACAUGAGGUGUUCUUGGGAACGGCUUGUAGGUUUGCCGACGCAAAAGGAUUACUCGAUGGUGGAUGUGUGGCACGUGAAGGACGGCUUGGUGCCGCGCAUUAUUGCUGAGACAAAGUUUGCAGAUGUGGUGCCGUUGUUCAGCACAAUCUCGAAGCGGAUACAUAAGUGGAAAACGGAUGAUGAUGAAGGCAGCGAAAAUGAGGAGGAUGUUAAAAAAGACGAGAACGAAGAAGAUGCAGAUGAGGACGAAGUUGACAACAACCAGGAGGCUGACGUGGAAACCGACGAAUUACUACGGCGCCCUGAAACUGGUGGAGCGGUAAAGACAAAACGGAAUCGUGACCGUGCUGAUUUCACGGAGAACGAUGAAACGUUUGCACCAACGUCUCCCGACACACAUGUAAAUACACCUAAUGCAGCUGGUCCAGUUAUCCAGGUGAUGCUCCCUCAUGACGACGACUUACACUUGCGAGUAGACGCUAAUGUUAGACGCUUCAAACGACGGCGAAGGGGCUAUAAUGGGAAAGCAGCCGACAAUUUGGGGUUUUCCCUGGCAGUUGGGCCGGUCAAACGUAAUAGUACCGGUUUCGUUGCGAAACCCGAGUCUUUGGCGCUUGCAAGCACUGGCGUGAAGGAAAUUGCAUAUGACCCUGGUCAAUUAUCUUGUAUUGUGAAGUCUGGACCAGUUACUAGGCCAAAAAUUGAUGCCAAGCCUCUUAAUGUGGCUGUAUCACUUGUAGAAUCACUUUCUCAUAAUGAACAACAGGAGGCGUUGGACGGGCGGCCAGUGAAGAUACAUCCUUUGCUACAAGCACUUCAAGAUUAUGUUGAUGAUGAAGCCAAAGCAAAUAUUGAGGCAAGUUUGACCUCAAUUGCGUCGGCAAAAGUCAAGUUCUUGCCAAACUCAGAUGCGUUUAUUCCCUCGCCACUUCGCUUGACAGUGGGAAAGCUUUCAAUAAAUCGUGCAACAGCUAAUCAGCUGCGUCUUCAUUUGUGCUCCGAUCGCUUCAAGUACUGGCGUUCUGAGUACACAAAGCUACAGUACCCGAAAAAUAGUCGUCAGCAGAAGAAGGAACAGCAGCGUCAGGCUUUUCUUGCGUUUGACCAAGUUGCGUUCGAAGAGCGUGCUCACCAGGAAGCGGUAAAACUUUGGAGGAGUUCCGAUCAGUUUAAGCUACGAGAUGACGAGAUUGCAUUGGGUAUUCAAAUGGCUGCUUCGGACGCGAUGGUGACAUGGCAUCAAGAGCCAGAUGGAAUUCAAGAGUGGUCUGCACACUCGAAUCUUAAGGUCACUACAGCAAGUGCGCUGGAAAAGGGCGAAACACUGAACCGCGUGCAGCCUUAUCUACAAAGCCUGUUGUUGCUUCUUAAAAAGGAAGACAAGAACGAAGUUGAAGUCGGGAAAGGUAAGUGUGCCCGGCGAUGGAUGAGCUUUGAGGAAUACACUCAGGUGUCGACGAAAUUACGUGGAACUAAACGAAUUAAGUGCGUCCGCGUGGAGGAAGUGCCGAAAUUGUGUGUGUCCACGCUCGAGUCCAGCUAUCACGUUGACCAUGCUAUCCUUUCGGAAUAUUUAUUGCGUGAUUUGUAUCCGGUAGCUGCGCCAAAACCAUUAGAUUACGUAAUUGUUUGCCCGCAGUCUCCGGCGCAGUGGUUUGCUUCGCUUGCGCUAUCUUAUUUUACCUGUUUCCGCAGUAUGUAUGCAAAAUGCCACAUGGGCGAUUUGGCCCCCACUGAUCUGGGUGAAGUGGAAGGAAAUCGGUAUGUAAGUGUAGAUCCUUUUAAUGGACUACUACUUGUUGACUGUGCCGAGUGUAUGCUGGAUCCCUUUGCUAAUUUUCGUGCCGCUGGAAAACUUCUGAAUCCUGUAUUGUUAUCUGGUACUGUCAAAAAGACACAGGCCUUUUCACGGUCCGCUGUCGCUAGUGUCGUAUACUUGAUAGUUCCAUUUCGCCGAAGCGAUGUAAAGCAUAAAAUGUGGAUUUUAGGAGCGUUUUCAAGCGGCUUGUUUGGAAUGGAAAAUAUUGCCGAUGUCAGCGGCUGGAAGGGUUGUGUGACGAUAGAGAUGGUCUAUUUGGAUGACAUGUAUGAGGUGGAGAUAAACCCAAGCCCAUUUAUGCUGAUGCCAGAUUGUUUUGGUCUCUACGAUCGUGUUUGUGAGAAUCUAAAUUUGAAGCCAGCUGAUGGAGUUUCUAGUUGUGCCAGUCAAUCUCGGUUUCUUUGUGAGCGUCUGUACCACUUAGCUGAUUGGCGAGCAGAUGCGCUCGAUGAGAAUACGCAAGGUCAGGCGGAGCGGCCGCACAUUUAUGGCGGGUAUCUGCUCUCAGAGGACCGCAAAUGGAUCGCGUGCAGCUGCACGGACGCAGUCGGUUCAGUUUUCGAAACACAUAUGAUUCCUGUCGAAGAUGGAAGUGAUCUUGAAAACGCUCUGCUUACGGUGAUGCUGAAAAUGCUGCAAUUUCUUGCAUUAUUUGGCGAAAAGAGUGCGCUUGUAAUCACGCGGCUGACUAGUAUGUCUGGGGCGUCGUGCUUGAAUAACGAAGAGCAGGCUGCAUGGGAGACGCUACGAUCCAAUCGAUUGGAGGAGCUGAUACCAGUAGCAUAUACACCGCUUCUAUCGUGUGUAUUGCUUCUGCAGCUCAAUACAGCAUCGAAUGAGGAGGUACAGCUGCGUGAAAAUCCGUCGUCUGCAGCUUUAUAUGUUUCUGACAACCUCGGAUUCGCUGUCAUGGCUCCCCAAGAGAGGACUGCUGCUUGUGACAGCAGUAGAGCUGUACUUUGUACUGGUAGUGAUGCCUGGAAAACCACCUCCUUGCUGCACGAUCAGCAUACUCUAGCCCAAAAGCGAGAGGCAAGGGUUUUGAAAGUGACAUUAGUACUUGCAUUGCUGCAGAAAGAUAGUAACACCGAGAACGGUAGAGUGACAGAACCGGCACCAGCCAGCAUGAUGACUGCUAUUUUGCGGGAUUUCUACGCGCAGUCGUACUUGACGCUGCACCCGAUCACAAUGGAGAGACAAUCACCAUUGCCUCAUCACUUGGCUGCUAUUUCAAAGAUGAGCCGCGAGUUACAAGUAUUGAAGACUCAGCUGACAACGGACCCUUUGCAGACGCGGUGA
Peronospora belbahrii is the source of this 3837-nucleotide messenger RNA. The record is from the annotation of a GenBank genome assembly. NCBI's taxonomy places the organism in Eukaryota, Oomycota, Peronosporomycetes, Peronosporales, Peronosporaceae.